CCGAACUUUUAUUUUUGGAAGCUCGUCUCAUCACUUUUUCACAUCUUCUGUGUAAUUUUCUUUCCUUUGCACAAGCUAGAUCAAGACUAACUGGGACCGACCAUGAGCACCUCGGAUGCGCAAGCGAGAGCGUUGGCAAUUCUGCCCAAGACGACGGGAUGCAUCUCCAUUAUCGGUAGCUCAAUCAUUGCGUUUUCAGUUUUGAGGGACAAACAAAAGCUAUCUAAGAGCUACCAUAGGCUACUACUAGGCAUGUCCCUGGUAGAUGUUCUGGUCUCCUUCUGGGAAGCACUGUCCACGUGGCCGAUGCCCACCGAUAGCGAAGCCAUGUUUGCAAGUGGCAACUUUUCUACCUGCGUCAUGCAAGGAUUCUUCAUUCAGUUCUAUGUUGUUUCGUCCUUCUAUUCUGUAAGCUUGGCUAUCUACUACACCGUUGUGCUGCGAUACAACUGGAGCGAGGACCAGGUCAAGAAGCUGGAACCAUAUCUGCACUCGAUUCCGCUUCUGUGGGGAUUUGCCACUGGCAUCAUUGGCAUUUCUUUGAAGCUUUACAAUCCUGCCGGCUUAUGGUGUUGGAUAUCCCCUUUCCCAGGUGGAUGUUCCGGGGAUGAAUGCAUUCGAGGGAUCAAUGGCAAUACCUACAGGUGGGCAUUCUUCUACGGUCCUCUAUGGGCCAACAUUGCCUUUGUCACCAUUGCCAUGGCUCUGGUAUGGGUCAAUGUCCGAAAGGGAGCCUCGCCCACGAACAACUCUGACAGUGCUUCGAUGAAUGGAUCGAGGCAUAGUACAACCAAGCAGCAAAAGACUCAGCUACUCAAGAAUGAUACCGGGGCUUUAGAGAGGGACCAAUUGGCCAAGAAAAUCAAACGAGACGUGGCAUUUCAGGGGUUCCUCUACAGCGGAUCUUUCUACGUUACAUGGAUUUGGUUGACUGCUGUGCGGUUCCUACAGCUUAUUGGAGAGCCGGUUCCCUAUCAGCUUCUCGCUGCUGCCGCCUUUUUUGCACCGCUUCAAGGGUUCUUCAACGCAUUGAUCUAUCUGUCACCCAAGUUCAUGGCGGUAAAGAAAGCAAACCCUGAUGCUGGCUUGUUACGAUGGAUUCGAGACGCCAUAUAGCUCUACUAGUAGACGUACAUCAUGAACUACAUUCAUGCACAAGAACUUCCUAAUGAACUAUAAAGGUUCUAUACGAACGUGCUU
Seminavis robusta is the source of this 1200-nucleotide messenger RNA. The record is from the annotation of a GenBank genome assembly. NCBI's taxonomy places the organism in Eukaryota, Bacillariophyta, Bacillariophyceae, Naviculales, Naviculaceae.